AACUUAAGGGACUAUUAUAGAAAAUAUUUUUCUCAACUUUCUCUACACCGGAGAAUGCACAAUUAGACCACCAAAUUCCGGGCUGUGUUCGGUGUGCGUCAAUCGGAGAUUGCACAAUUAAAUCGCGGGGGCCGUGUUCGCCGUCGAGUAGAGGUCGGGGUUACUGUGGUACUCUUUCGCCUGAUUCUGUCAUCCAUUUUAAUUGGUGAGAUAGCCUCUUUAGGGUUGAGAUGCAGAUUGACUAAUAAUGGGUCUGAAAAAUCUGAAGCAAUUGACGCCUUUUAUCAAAGAAGCAUUUCAGCAAACAUUACUCGUAGCCAAAUUCCUCUGUGGUAUUCAUGUGGUCAACAGCUAUAUCUGCACCUUAGCUCUCACUCAAGGUCCAAGCAUGCUUCCAACGUUUAAUCUGACUGGAGAUCUUGUUUUGGCUGAAAGGCUAUCAACUCAAUUUGAGAAAAUGCAACGUGGAGAUGUAGUGCUAGUGCGUAGCCCUGAGAACCCGAGAAAAAUUGUGAUCAAAAGACUCAUGGGUAUGGGUGGUGAUACUGUUAGAUAUGUUGUGGAUCAUGCAAAUAAUGGAAUAGAACAUACUAUUGUGGUACCAGAUGGACAUGUUUGGAUUGAAGGGGAUAACAAAUUCAAUACCAACGAUUCGAGGAACUUUGGACCUGUACCUUAUGGACUUGUACAGGGCAGAGUCUUUUGGCUUGUAUGGCCUCCUGAAAAUUUUGGAUCGGUAGGAAGAGAAGUACAGUAAUUCAACCUUACAAGAUUUGGAGUAUGCUUGUUGAGUAUUCUGGAUUUUAAACAAUUUACUGAAGAUGGCAAUUGGUGGGUUGCUUUACUACUUGGUUCGAGGUGGAAGACAGGACGCCAAAGCUGUUAAAUAUAUUCGGUUAAUGUAUUUCUCAAGCUCCAAAGGGUGCACGGUUUUGCAUAAUUUGCUCUUGAAGUGCCACUGCUAAUGCAUUAGCUCGAAGGCUUCUUUUUCUUUUUUACUUUGUCAUUGUUGGAGUCGUUUGGACUUAUGGGAUCUAAGGGUUGUGAUCUGGCAGUGACUUCUCGUCUAAACAUGAGCCUUUUUGUAGUAAGUGUUAACGCCGGGAAAUUACAUGUACCUGGUCUCUAAGCUACAGCACCACAUUUUAAUUCUCAUUUUUCUGAUAGUUACAUGUUCCUUUAAAUAAUACAGUAGUAAUUUUUUUUCAUUUUAA
Molecule: messenger RNA, 1214 nt
Organism: Solanum pennellii
Lineage: Eukaryota; Viridiplantae; Streptophyta; Magnoliopsida; Solanales; Solanaceae
Product: mitochondrial inner membrane protease subunit 1-like
Exons: 5
Coding region: 248-757 (169 amino acids)
Cellular component (GO): mitochondrial inner membrane peptidase complex; membrane
Molecular function (GO): serine-type endopeptidase activity
Source: RefSeq, a predicted model, not a curated record